Molecule: messenger RNA, 6378 nt
Organism: Pangasianodon hypophthalmus (striped catfish)
Lineage: Eukaryota; Metazoa; Chordata; Actinopteri; Siluriformes; Pangasiidae
Gene: sin3aa
Product: SIN3 transcription regulator family member Aa
Exons: 21
Coding region: 935-4744 (1269 amino acids)
Biological process (GO): negative regulation of transcription by RNA polymerase II
Cellular component (GO): chromatin
Molecular function (GO): transcription corepressor activity
Source: RefSeq, a predicted model, not a curated record
AAAAAAAAAGUUGCGUACUCUGAUUGGUCAAAACCUAAAAAGGAAAAAAAAGUGGGCGGGCGCUCUCGCGUUUCAUCUCUAUGUAAGACGUAAGCAAUGACUAAUAAAACAUAGUUGGGGAAGAGUCACGUGUGAAAAUAACUUCAGGAAGUUACAUUCUCACUAAUUACAUACACAAAAGAGAACUCUUAACUUAAUUUUCAUGAAUGACCGUGCAGGAGGAACAGUCUUAUCGACUUUAUGUGCGCUAAAACGUCGUGUUUAGGAAACCUAGCAACCAAACAAGCGGCCAACGCACGCGCGCGAACACGCACGCACACACGCACACACGCGCGCGCGCAUGGCUUCAAAUAAACUAAAACCGUUUCAUCGGGAGUUGGAAACAUAAUAAUGUGUCUUUUUAUACUCUUCUAGUUUUUGAGAUUUCUAAUAUCAGUGAUAUCUUGGUGUUAAACUUUGUGUGUGUGUGUGUGUGUGUGCUAAGACUGAAUGGCGGGCAUGGGAUGAACCCUUGUAGACAGCUAUUCACGUGAGUGACGUUCAAACCGUCCAAUUAGAGCGACGCGUUUUGCGCCUUCUACCAAUCCGGAGCCAAUCACAUCUACUGUGGGCGGGUGUUAAGGGAAAAGCCACGCCCCUCGCAAAGAGCCCAACUGGGUUGUUUUCAGAAGAGAUUUUUUUUCGGUUCGUUUUCUUGUAUGGCGCAUUAUUUUUUAAAAAUAUUUAACCCUUUGUUACUGUUUUAUUGAGAGUAUGCAUUCGGAACCGGCAGCCCAGACAUACACACACAUAUGCAGUGUUUUAGUAUCGAAAUAGUUUUAAGUUUGUGUGUGUUUUUUUUUGUUUGAAGUCGUGGUGUGAAGCUCAGCAACUCGAUUAGCUUAGCAACUAACUGCCGAAGAGGUCUUCUUGCCCCCCCGAGUAUGAGGUCAGAAUGAAGCGGCGUGUGGAUGAUCAGGACGCGGGCUUUGCGGCGCAGCAGCGCAGGCUCCCAGGAGGCUCCGAGGGCUUCCAGCACAGGGUUCUGGCUCCAGCGCCAGCGGUGUACGAGGCUGUGACCGACAGCGUGCAGCCCACCUCUGGCAUCCAGUACCCUGUACCCCAGAGCUACCAGGUUCCUGCUGUGGCUCAGAGCUCUGCAGGUCAUGGCCACGCUCCAAACCCUGCUGCUCACGGCAGCUCCCAUCACCACAGCUCUGCUGUACAGCCACACGGCCCCGCGCUGGUCCAGAGUCACAGUCACCCACCCAACCCCACUGCCUCUGCACCAGGCCAGCAGCAGUUCCAGAGACUCAAGGUGGAAGAUGCUCUGUCCUACCUGGACCAAGUGAAGCUGCAGUUUGGAAGUCAGCCACAGGUUUACAAUGACUUCCUGGACAUCAUGAAAGAGUUCAAGUCUCAGAGUAUCGACACUCCGGGUGUGAUCAGUCGCGUGUCCCAGCUCUUUAAGGGUCACCCUGAUCUCAUUAUGGGCUUCAACACCUUUCUGCCUCCUGGAUACAAAAUCGAGGUGCAGACCAACGACCUGGUGAACGUCACCACGCCGGGGCAGAUCCACCACAUCACACCACACGGUAUCUCGGUGCAGAACAUCCCUCCGUCAACUCCAGCACAGCACCAGAGCCACCUGAGUGCACAAGCCUCCAGUACAGGCACCGCUCCCUCCACACAGCCUUCACAGAAAAACAAGCCGUUGCAGUCUCCAGCACUCACGCCCAGCAGCCAACCCAAUCCGUCCAUCCCACCAUACGCCUCGCCCCGUUCCCCGCCUCUGCACCCCCACACCCCCAUCAGCAGCACCCCCAACGCCCCCCCACUGCAGAACAACCAGCCUGUGGAGUUCAACCACGCCAUCAACUACGUCAACAAGAUCAAGAACCGCUUCCAAGGCCAGCCAGACAUCUACAAAGCCUUUCUGGAGAUCCUGCACACAUACCAGAAGGAGCAACGUAACGCUAAAGAGGCAGGGGGAAACUACACACCAGCCCUGACCGAGCAGGAGGUUUACGCUCAGGUGGCUCGGCUCUUCAAAAACCAGGAGGACCUGCUCUCGGAGUUCGGCCAGUUUUUGCCGGAUGCCAGCAGCUCCGUGCUGCUGGGCAAGACUACGGCGGAGAAAGCAGAAUCUGUGCAGAAUGACCAUGGAAGUACGGUAAAGAAACCGCAGCUGAACAACAAGCAGAGGCUGAACCAGAACGGCUGUCAGAUUCGCAGACACUCUGGGUCCGCUGCAACCACGCCCCCGGUAAAGAAAAAGUCUAAGUUACUGAAUCCGAAGGAGUCGUCUGUAGCAGAAGCCAGCAAGCACGGAGUCGGCACGGAGUCUCUGUUCUUCGAGAAGGUGCGGAAAGCCUUACGGAGCGCUGAGGCUUACGAUAACUUCCUGCGGUGCCUGGUUAUCUUUAACCAAGAAGUGAUCUCACGCGCUGAGCUUGUGCAACUGGUGCUACCUUUCCUGGGGAAGUUCCCGGAGUUGUUCACCUGGUUCAAGAACUUCCUGGGCUACAAGGAGAUGUCCCACUUAGAGAGCUACCCCAAAGAGCGGGCAACAGAGGGCAUCGCCAUGGAGAUAGACUACUCCUCGUGCAAGAGGCUGGGGUUCAGUUAUAGAGCGCUGCCUAAGAGCUACCAGCAGCCCAAAUGCACAGGAAGAUCCCCGCUGUGUAAAGAGGUGCUGAAUGACAUGUGGGUUUCAUUUCCUUCCUGGUCAGAAGAUUCGACCUUCGUCAGCUCUAAGAAGACGCAGUAUGAGGAGCACAUCUACAGGUGUGAAGACGAACGUUUUGAGUUGGAUGUGGUUUUGGAGACAAACCUCGCCACUAUCCGGGUGCUGGAGUCCGUGCAGAAGAAGCUCUCGCGCAUGUCUGCUGAAGAACAGGCCAAGUUCCGCCUGGAUAACACGCUUGGCGGCACUUCUGAGGUCAUCCACCGCAAGGCCAUACACAGGAUAUACGGAGACAAAGCUCUGGACAUCAUCGAUGGGCUGAAGAAGAACCCGGCUGCCUCCGUCCCCAUUGUACUUAAGAGGUUAAAGAUGAAGGAGGAUGAAUGGAGAGAAGCGCAGAGGGGCUUCAAUAAGAUAUGGCGCCAGCAGAACGAGAAAUAUUAUCUCAAGUCCUUAGACCACCAAGGCAUCAACUUCAAGCAGAACGACACCAAGGUGCUGCGCUCGAAGACCCUCCUCAACGAGAUCGAGAGCAUUUAUGACGAGCGGCAGGAACAAGCUUCUGAGGAAAACGGGACGCCGGUGAGCGGCCCUCACCUCACCUUCACCUACGAGGACCGGCAGAUCUUAGAGGACGCCGCUGCCCUGAUCAUCCACCAUGUCAAGAGACAGACCAGCAUCCAGAAAGAGGACAAGUACAAGAUCAAGCAGAUAAUCCACCACUUCAUCCCUGACAUGCUCUUCUCUCAGCGAGGUGCUCUGUCAGACGCUGAGGAAGAAGAGGAAGAUGAGGAGGACGCCGAGCUCGAUGAAGGAGGCUCCAAGAAGCACAACGGUGUAACCGGGAGUCCCAGCAAGUCCAAACUCCUGUUCACCAACACGCCGGCUCAGAAGCUGCGCUCGUGUGACGAUGCCUACAACCUCUUCUUCGUCAACAACAACUGGUACAUCUUCCUGCGGCUGCACCAGACGUUAUGCUCGCGCCUCCUGCGCCUGUAUACCCAAGCCGAGCGGCAGAUCGAGGAGGAGCUGAAGGAGCGCGACUGGGAGAGGGAGGUGCUCGGUCUCAAACGGGACAAAAACGACAACCCUGCCAUCCAGCUUCGGCUCAAGGAGCCUAUGGACAUAGAUGUUGAAGACUACUACUCCGCCUUCCUGGAGAUGGUGCGCAAUUUACUGGACGGAAACAUGGAGGCGUCUCAGUAUGAAGACUCUCUGAGAGAGAUGUUCACCAUCCACGCCUACAUCGCCUUCACUAUGGACAAACUGAUCCAGAGCAUCGUCAGGCAGCUGCAGCAUAUAGUGAGCGAUGAGAUCUGCGUGCAGGUCACAGAUCUGUAUCUGUCCGAGAGCAGCAGCAGUGCCACAGGCGGCUCGCUGUCCACGCAGGCCUCGAGAUCCACCGCCGAGGCGACCUACCAGCGCAAAGCUGAGCAGCUCAUGGCGGACGAGAACUGCUUUAAGUUGAUGUUCAUUAAGAGUCGAGGAAACGUGCAGCUGACCAUCGAGCUGCUGGACACAGAAGAGGAGAACUCGGAUGAGCAAGGAGACUCAGAGCGCUGGUCAGAUUACGUGGGCCGGUAUCUUACUGCCGAUGUGACGUCUCCAGAGCUAAGAGAACACCUGGCGCAGAAGCCUGUUUUUCUUCCAAGAAAUCUGCGGCGAAUCCGGAAGUGUCAGCGAGGACGUGAACAACAGGAGAAGGACGCGAAAGACGGCGGAAAGAAGGAGAACGCAGAGAACAUGAAGAUGGAGUGCAUGUUCAAGCUCAACUCCUACAAGAUGGUGUACGUGUUUAAGUCCGAGGACUACAUGUACAGACGCACUGCACUGCUGCGAGCUCAUCAGUCACAUGAGCACGUGAGCACGAGGCUGCACCAGCGCUUCCAAGCCUGGCUGGACGGAUGGCUGAAGGAGCACGUGAGCCGGGACAUGGCCGCCGAAACCGCCAAAUGGCUGAUGGGAGAAGGGCGUGAAGGGCUCAUACCCUGCACUACGACCUGCAACCCGGAGACGCUCCACUUCAGGAACAUCAACAAGUACAGAGUGAAAUACAGCAGCAGCUACAAAACGCCGUGAAGCGGUGAAGGCGGGUUAGAUGCUUAUCGGGGGAGGUUUAGUGCGCAGGAGAGGAAAUGGACUUGGCAACAACUUUCUAAGGACGACAUGACGGCACUCAAAAGCUCUCAUGUCAGACACCAGUGGCGGCUGGCGUACGUCUCGAUUCUUAACAGCGUUUUUAGCUGUACUCAUGCCCACGUUUCUAUCCGUGCCAAACUAUGGGAAGAAAACACCCUUCCAUCAAACUGCAUGAAGUUUAGUCUAGAGCUAAUCUCGAACAGGAGCCGUUCUCGAGUCCUGCAGAGCUGUCGCGGCCUAAAAAUGAAACAUUUCCCCGGACAGCUCAGCAGGUAUUAAUGUAUUACUGUAAGCACAGGCUGCGUAAUGGAAGAAUAUGAUGCUGCCUUCAGGAUUUAUUCUUCCUCUCUAAAUACAGAUGCUGUUGAACUCGGUGAUGGAAAAACUCGAGACUCAGAUUUAGCUUGGGAUAAGUGCACUUAACUUUGAUUAUUCAAAGGAAUAUACGUGUGUAGUUCUCUAGCCAAAGUUUAGUAAUUCCACAAGCAGAUCAUUUCCCAGUGUAAUGGCAGAUAUCUAAUAAUGAAGAACUCUUAAGAGUAAAUUUUUUUUUAGUUAAAAGCAAAAAAAAAAAAAGAAAACAAAAAUAGAAGAGAGCAAUAAAGUUCUGCGACGUGGUGUGGUGUUUAACACAGAACGUGUUGAAUGAAUGAAUGAAUGAAGCUUGCAAAUGCUCCAACGAUUCAUCAUUUAUAUGUCAGAAUGAGACGUGAGCACAGUUUUUGUCGGCCACCCUGGCUGUGAACCUUACAAAGUUGCUGGCAAAGCCCAAUGCCAAUACACCAGCUAGAACACACACACACACACAAAAUACAAAUGAAAAUUUACAGUGGACGCUCCACAGACACACAACAGUUCCCUAUUUGUAAAUAACUUGUAUAUAUAUUGCCAGAACUUUUUUUUUUUUUUUUUUUUUAUGACAGAGACCUUUGUUGUUGUUCUCGUGAAACUUUACAGGCUUACUGUGGAAUUUAGGAAGAGCGACAGCUAAAAAGAAAACAUGCAAGACAAGUUUAUUACUGUUUUUACCAAAGGGAGUUGAUUAUAAUGAUUGAUAGUUGUUUUCUUUUCUUUUCUUUCUUUCAUUUUCUCUCUCUACUUUUUGUGUUUACUCCUCCCAACCCCCCACCUUUUGUCUUUUUUAAUAGUAAAGAAUUGUUAAUUUUGUAAAAGUAGAAAUGUAUCCAGGUUCUUGUUUUUGAAAUGUUUUUAUAAGAAAAAAAAACAAAACAAACAUUUUAAUUUUUUUGGAAGUUGAAAUUUGGGCUCAUUUCAGCACACGUUAAUCACUGCCUGUUUGGAUAUGCAUCUGUUUCUCUAGUCUGAACACUGAGGAAGCCGAGCGCUCAAGCUCACACUGUCCUCGCGAAUGUAACGCACCGCAUUCGUCACGCGAGGUUUUCUUCUUCACCCUGGAUAGAUUUCUGCUGGAUAAGAAUAUAAAUAUAUAUAGAAAUAUAUAAAUAUAUACAUUUUAAAAAUGAAAGUCACAAAAGCAUGUCUUUUUCUGUGGAACAUCAUAGCCCCUUUAUUUCGAUAUUAUUUAAGAUAAUAAUAAAAGGACAUUUGUAGCA